This is a messenger RNA of Phyllopteryx taeniolatus (common seadragon), 4526 nucleotides long. RefSeq names its product coiled-coil domain containing 85A, like (gene ccdc85al). The transcript has 3 exons. Bases 499 to 1932 code for a protein of 477 amino acids. The record is from RefSeq and is a predicted model, not a curated record. NCBI's taxonomy places the organism in Eukaryota, Metazoa, Chordata, Actinopteri, Syngnathiformes, Syngnathidae.
AAAGGGGACACUAGAUGACGCUGCGCUACUCUCUAUUUUUCAUGAUACUUGGCCAGACCCCCGAAGUGAAUGAGUGAGAGAGAGCGAGAGAAAAGAGAGAGAGAGAGAGAGAGAGAGAGAGAGAGCACUGACGUUGACCAAAGAACCUACUCCCCGACUCUCAUUGUGUGAGCUGAAGGUUCACCGACUAUUCUUCACGUACUCACGAACUGUAGCUUGGUUAACAAAGCAGAAAGGAAGAGAGGCUUCCGUUAGCACGAAGCCCAGCCACCUCGUCCGUGCGGAUGUUGCAGUGACGGCAGAGCAUCCUCCCAGCACUCAGCCGGCAUCGUCAGCUGUUGCGCCCGCAGAGUGAGCAGACAUGUCGAGAGCAAAAGCGGCGUUGACAAAUUAUGCCACGGAUCUUUAGACGAUAACCUUUAACCACGAGUCAGUCGGAGAGCGGAUGCAACUAGAAACUCCCAACGACCCUCUGAGUAUUUUCCGCCCUUUGUGCCAAUGGAGAAAGCAACUCCACCGCCCCAGCCUCAGGUGCAGCUGUCAAUAGCCAAGACCGACAGUCCGGCGGACGACAUCUCCGGCUUGUCCGAUGAGGAACUGCUCAAAUGGACCAAGGAGGACCUGGUGAGGCGGCUGAGACGCUCCGAGGCCGACAAGAUGAGCGUGAUUCUGGACCACGGAAAUCUCAUCCGAGAGGUCAACCGCAGUUUACAGUUGCACUUGAACGAGAUCAGGGGGCUGAAGGACAUCAAUCAGAAACUGCAGGAAGACAACCGUGAACUGCGAGACUUGUGCUGCUUCCUGGACGAUGACCGCCAAAAAGGAAAGCGUGUUUCCAGGGAGUGGCAGCGUCUGGGCCGUUACAGCUCAAGCAUUAUGCGCAAAGAGGUGACCCUCUAUCUCCAAAAACUCAAGGAAUUAGAGUUUCGACAGGAGGAGGUCAUCCGUGAGAACUUGGAGCUGAAAGAGCUCUGUCUCCUCCUGGAUGAGGACAAAGGAAUAGUAAGUGGAGGUGGAGGAACUGGCGGGAGUGUUGGAAUGGGCGUGGGGUCCCGAAACUCCAUAGACAGCCAGAACAGUUUGCUGCUGGUUCCUGGGCAGGGGCUCCUAAUGAGGGAUGUUGGGGAUGGGAGCAGCACCUCUAGCGCAGGGAGUGCUGACAGCUCAGAUCACCAUCAGCAUAAGCAAACUCACCUGACUGUCGGAGUGGGCGGUGUUGGAAAUGGCAGGGAAAAAGGGAGUCCUGAGCUGGCGCAUAAACCUAGAUGUAGCAGCAUCAGUGCCAUAGGAGGAGGAAUAGCAGACAGGGAGGCGUCAAGCCCCGAACACCCGGCCGGGCGCAACCGGAGUACAAGUUUGGAGUACCCGUACACUUUGCCCCAACUCUGUCGACCACGUUGCGGUUCCAUAUCAGUGCCUGACCACAGCCGGGUCAUGCGAGGCUUGAGCCCAGAGAAAUAUGGAAGGAACGUGGGACGAAGUAGUCCAGAGCAGCACCCAAAGCACUACAGCUCUGACCUUCUUUUAGGCCAGAGGCAGCACUACCUGGGCCAGGGUGGCAGCGGCGACCUCUUUCAGAAGCACCACAGGAGCAGUAUUAGCAGUACUGCUUGUGAGAGCCCUGAGCCUCGUCAUGCACAUUUAGGGACAAGUGAGCAUGUUGAAAAAGGUUGUAUAGUUCAAGGGGGCAGUCCUGAGACUCAUAGGCACCAAUACAGUCUGAGUCCUGACCAUGGGAAGUUUGGCAGCCCAAUUAGAGAUGCGCAGAGGAGGUCAGCUGGAGACGAGUUGUCACCACAUCACCGGAGCAUCUACAACGGGAUGAAUGAUCACAAUGUCAUCUGCGAACAUCAUGGUCCAUGGGGAGUCCAGUCUAACCUCAUCUGUCAGCCUAUCCAUCACCACUGCAAAAAGGAAGUGGCUCAGGGCUGAUCCCUGAUGCAGUCCCACCUCGACAUUAAACUCCUCUGUCACACCUAGAGCACACCUCACCACUGUUGUGCUGCCCUCAUACAUGUCCUGUACUAUUCUAACAUAUUUCUCUGGCACUCCAGACUUCCGGAUGCAGUACCACAGUUCCUCUCUGGGUACUCUGUCAUAGGCUUUCUCAAGAUCUACAAAGACACAAUGUAGCUCCUUCUGACCUUCUCUGUACUUCUCCAUCAACACCCUUAAGACAAAUAAUACAUCUGUGGUACUCUUUCUAGGCUUGAAACCAUACAGUUGCUCGCAAAUACUCACUUCUGUCCUGAGUCUAGCCUCCACUACUCUUUCCCAUAACUCAUUGUGUGGCUCAUCAACUUUAUUUCUCUAUAGCUCCUACAGCUCUGCACAUCACUGUUGUUCUUAAAAAUUGGUACCAGCACGCCUUUCCUCCAUUCCUCAGGCAUCUUCUCACCUGCUAGAAUUCUGUUGAACAAGCUGGUCAAAAACCUCGCAGCCACCUCUCCCAGAUGCUUCAAUACCUUCACAGGUAUAUCAUCAGGACCAAUUGCCUUUAUAUUUUUCAUCCCCUUUAGUACUUUUCUAAAUUCCCCCUUACUAAUCAUUGCUACUUCCUAGUCCACCAGACUUUCCUCUUCUACUCUUCCUUCUCUCUCGUUUUCCUCAUUUAUCAACUCCUCAAAGUAUUCUUUCCCUGUCUAGCCACACGCUCCCCUACUACUACCUUACAGUCAGUAACCUCCUUCAGAUUACAUCGUUUGCGUAAAAUGUUAUUCCACCUGUGCGUCUAUCGGCGCUCUUGUAGGUCACCCUAUGUUCCUGCCUCUCCUGGAAGAUAGUGUUCACUACAGCCAUUUCCAUCUUUUUUUGCAAAGUCUACCACCAUCUGUUCCUCCAAGUUCCUUUCCUGGAUGCCAAACAUCACUUCUUCAUCCCCUGUUUCCUUCACCAACAUUUCCAUUACAGUCUGCACCAAUCAUGACUCUCUCUGUCUGGGAUGCUCAGUACUACUUUGUCUUGCUCCUUCCAGAAUUUCUCUUUCACCUCUAGGUCACAUCCUUCCUAUGGGGCAUAGCCACUAAUUACAUUACACAUAACACCCUCAAUUUUAAGUUUCAGCCUCAUCACUCGAUCUGACACUAUUUUCAACUCCAAGACAUUCUUAGCUAACUCUUCAUUGAAAAUAACCUCUACUCCUUUUCUUUACACCAUAGUAAAUUUAUUGAACCCUGCCACUAAGCUUCUCGCCUUACUGCCUUUCCACCUGCUCUCCUGGACACACAAUAUACCAACUUUCUCGUAAUCAUCAUGUCAACCAACUCCUGAGCUUUUCCUGUCAUAGUCCCAACAUUCAAAAGUCCCCAAAUUCAGUUUUAGACUCUGUGCUUUUCUCCUCUCUUUCUGCCUAAGAACCUGCUUUCGACCUCUUUUUCGUCUUCGAAACACCCCCUAUUACUACAUUAUUAUAGUAUGUUUUAUAUUUGUGCAACAGGUGCAUGAUUCCAUGCUGCCCGCACCUAAUUUAACCUGAAGAUCAUUGCAAGGUUAAAUUCGUGAUAUUUCUAUACAUUGUUAUGUAGCCAAGUGCAUUUAAACUUAACAUAAAUACUAAAACAAUGCAUUCCGGUUUCCUCCCACAUCCCAAAAACAUGCGUGGUAGGUUGAUUGAAGACUCUAAAUUGCCCGAAGGUGUGAAUGUGAGUGUGAAUGGUUAUUUUUUUAUGUGUGCCCUGCGAUUGGCUGGCAAUCAGUUUAGGGUGUACCCCGCCUCCUGCCCGAAGAUAGCUGGGAUAGGCUCCAAUACUCCCGCGACCCUAGUGAGGGUAAGCGGCUCAGAAAAUGGAUGGAUGGAUGGAUGGAUGUAGUAGAGUAUGCACUCUUCACCUUCCCCAUGGCAAGCCCUGUUGAUGUUUGAUUCAUUACCAUCGAGUUGUGUCGGUUGCUCACAUAUUAAAAUCGGAAAACAGUAGUUUAUCUUGCAAAGGUUUGCUUAAAUAUUCUGCCAAUACAGUAUAACUGACAACAUAGACACGUAGAAGUUGGUUGUAAAUGUAGAGCUUGAAAACACAUGUGAUUAUGCAGGCUUUUGUGAUGCUUCUCUUGAUAAAUCUCACAAAGUAUUUAAUUUUCAUGUCCAGUUUGCUUCAUGUCUUGUUAAAGAAUACAUCUUAUAGAGGUAUAUCAUAAAGGACACACAUACUGCAUUACAAGCAUCGCAACUAAUUGUAGAUAUUAUUCACACCAAACUAUAAACCACAUUAAAAUGGUUAGAAUAUUUUGUGUAAAAGAGUGGACACAGUUGCAAAAUAAGGUGUUGUCUUUUAAGAUGGGUGUAUGUUUGCAUGCUUCCAUAAAAACACAAAGGCAAAAGAACCACACAAGCAAAACAUACACAGUGUUCUCAGGCUUGAUCAGCCAACAGGGCUCCAAUUAUCCAGCUCUACUUCAGUGAGCUUCAUGCUCUUCUCUCAACAGUCUACAUUUUCCUCACAGUGAGACAACACAGAAAAGUAAACACUAUUAUAAGAGGAUAAUGUUCUUUUGAUUUUGUGUGACAAAUAUUUCCAUUUAGUUGAAUUAGC